UGUCAUUUAAAUGUUUUAUUCUCGCUUUCUUUCCCAUUUCUCCCCUCUUCUCAGUUUCACCGAGGAUUUGUCUUGUCGAAGAAGAAAUUUGCAGAAAACCCUUGCUUUUUCACCUUUGCACAGCAAAGAUCUUGUUCUUUCUCUCGAUUUGAGAAUUCGCGAAGAUGACCCAAGACGCCGAGAUGAAAGAUCUUCCUGCUCCAUUGUCGUCUCCUUCCUCUUCAGCUUCCCCCUCAACUCUACAGAAUUUGAAAGAGAUUGUGUACCUCAUUGAGACCCGUGCCUAUGCCCAGGAGGUUUGGCGCAUUGUUCGUGCCAUUCGUCUAACUAUGGCAUUGAGGCGGAAGUUGAAGGCUUCUGUCCUUUCUCAAUUUAUGAAUCUUGUUCUCCCCUCUGGGUCCGAGGUUCACACUAGGUUAUCAUCAUUUCUUCCAAAGGAGGAUGACUGUGAAAUGGAUGUUGACACCGCAACACAAGCUCCUGCCAAACACCCUUUGCCCGAGAUAGAGAUAUUUUGCUACUUAAUUGUGCUAAUACUUUUGAUUAAUCAGAAGAAAUAUGACGAUGCUAAGGCUUGUGCCUCAGCAAGCAUUGCACGGCUUAAGAACCUUAAUAGGAGAACAGUCGACGUUUUAGCAUACAGGCUCUACUUCUAUUACUCCCUCAGCUAUGAACUCACUGGUGAUCUUUCUAAAAUAAGGGAUGAUCAUUGGUCGUUAAUUGUUAUCAAGGCGUAUGAUGAUGUGGUGUACUAUACUCAUUGAGAACAAGUUCACAAGAAGAUAUCAAACACAUAACAAAUAUGACAAUGACCAUUUUCCAAUCUCAAAAAAAUUGCAAAGGACUCGAAAAACCACAUUCUGGAAAACAGUAAAGUGUCCUUUACAAGUGGGAACUGUCGAAUGUGGGUAUUACGUUAUGAGAUAUAUGCGAGAAUUCUUGACUAAAAAGAAGAAUAUUAUAACAGAUACGAUUGAUACGAGGAGCUCGUACUCGCAACUUGAAUUGGAUGAAGUACGCAUGGAAUGGGCUGAAUAUUUAGGUCGCUAUAUUUGAUGGACUUCCUAUAAAUUGUGUAUGUGGCUACAUGGGAAUGCCAAAAAAAAAAAAUUGUGUAAAUGUUUUGUUCAGCCAUUAUAGGUUAUAUACUUCAAAGAAAUGUGUGGUAGAGGAUAGAAUUUUAGUCUUGUGAUUUUUGAAAUACAUAACACAUAUAGAUUGGUCUUACAAUUGUGGAAUCAUCAUAUAUUGGGGUGGGUUGAUAGAGUAAUGUAAAUUUUUGGAAUUAUCGUACUGUUAUAUGAUUCGUCUUGUAAAUUUUGAAAUCGUUCACGUAGAAUAGAAGAAUGGAAUUGUUUAUUUUAGUA
Molecule: messenger RNA, 1367 nt
Organism: Benincasa hispida (wax gourd)
Lineage: Eukaryota; Viridiplantae; Streptophyta; Magnoliopsida; Cucurbitales; Cucurbitaceae
Product: putative 26S proteasome non-ATPase regulatory subunit 3
Biological process (GO): ubiquitin-dependent protein catabolic process
Cellular component (GO): proteasome regulatory particle, lid subcomplex
Source: RefSeq, a predicted model, not a curated record